AUGAACGAUCUAUCCGAAUUCUCCACGACGGCUUUUGAGGGAAACUCUCGCAAGUUCAAUUUCAAGGUCAAAAUGGGUGUCCCUUUUUGCCCGUCUCAUGCACCUGUCGAGAUUACUCAAACAAUGCUUGAAGAAAAUCGAGAAGGGGGAAGUAUCAUCUGCGAAAAUUCCCACAAGACCGACUAUCCGUAUGCGGAUAUUUUUGAUAUCGUUCACAGGUAUGAAUUCAUCAAAACCGGCGAGACAAAGUCCCGAAUGAAAUUCUACUCCCGACAAGAAUGGCGAAAAAAGGUCCCUUUCGUGCGGGGCGCUUUGGAUGCUCUCGUCAAUCACAAACAAGGAACCUUCGUGAAGAACGUCUCAAAAGUCGUCAAAAAGUAUACAAACGAAGAAAUCAAAUCGCUGCUUUUGAAACUGCGUGAAUAA
Oikopleura dioica is the source of this 426-nucleotide messenger RNA. The record is from the annotation of a GenBank genome assembly. Lineage: Eukaryota; Metazoa; Chordata; Appendicularia; Copelata; Oikopleuridae.